AUGACCGCACAAUCUCCCUUUCAAACUCCUCAAGACCUCCGAGACUGGGGAUGGCAUGACGGUGUCAAGAUAUCGCAAGCUUACGAUGACCUCAGCAGCAUCUGGUGGGGAGCUGAUGUGGCACUGAAGGGCCUUCAGCUUCCUUGGAAGACAGAUGCACAAGAGGGUCCCAAUCGUCUCACCAUUGUAGUGCACCAAGACCCCACUGCAGAUAUCAGUGUUGAUAAGCAAACUUACAAGGUCGACGGAAAAGAAUACCGGGCUUCGGAGGCUGAUUACACUAUGACUAUGAAUCUGCAAGAUGGUGUUAUCAUUGCCAUAAGUCGCAAAGGCCCAGAUACGGCAGGCAAGGAGCGAGAGCCGCCGCUGAAACCAGAAGACAUGCCAAAACUCCACCAAUUCUCCGAUGUUGGCUGGAUAAAAUGGAAGGCCAUGACAGAGGCGAAUAAUCUUCCUGUUAACAAUCUUCGGUAUUUCUUAUCGCUUGGGAUCGCGAACACACAGACGAUAUCAGUGUGCGAGAGGAUUUUCAGGGAUAAUAACCAAGCAAUGAAGAAGUGGCCUGGAGACGUUUUUCUAGCCGGCACAUGGGACUUCCGUGCUAUCUUGGGAACCCCGAACGUACAAGGCUUUGGGUACAUGCUGGUUCAACACAAGGCAGAUCUGGGCAACAUGUUCAUUAGUAAAAUCCAUGUUUUCCUGUGUGAAAACUACGAGAUUUGCAUUGUCGCAUUUGUGUCCCAACCAGUGGCCACUCCAGUGCAAGAUGCAAUGGUCGGAUCAAUAGUCACCUCCGAUCAGGUCGACAGACGCGACGAAGGAAGUAACGUCAUGCGUUUACACAAGAUCUUCGCGAAGCUGUGA
Molecule: messenger RNA, 864 nt
Organism: Alternaria metachromatica
Lineage: Eukaryota; Fungi; Ascomycota; Dothideomycetes; Pleosporales; Pleosporaceae
Exons: 2
Coding region: 1-864 (287 amino acids)
Source: RefSeq, a predicted model, not a curated record